This is a messenger RNA of Brienomyrus brachyistius, 2508 nucleotides long. It is a transcript of the gene slc6a4b, whose product is annotated as solute carrier family 6 member 4b. Gene Ontology annotation, cellular component: neuron projection; membrane. Gene Ontology annotation, molecular function: serotonin binding; serotonin:sodium:chloride symporter activity. NCBI's taxonomy places the organism in Eukaryota, Metazoa, Chordata, Actinopteri, Osteoglossiformes, Mormyridae. The coding region runs from base 1 to 1770 and encodes 589 amino acids. The transcript has 13 exons. Gene Ontology annotation, biological process: serotonin uptake; sodium ion transmembrane transport. The record is from RefSeq and is a predicted model, not a curated record.
AUGUCACCGCAAGAUUCGAAUGCCCCGAGAAGCCUGACAGCCCAGAGCCCGGCGAAUCCGGCUUUCCCCGCGAACUCCGUACCUGUGCCGCCCCAGACAGACUCCCGGGAUAAAUGGAGCAAAAAGAUGGAUUUCCUGUUAUCUGUCAUUGGCUUUGCUGUGGAUCUGGGGAAUGUCUGGAGAUUUCCAUACGUAUGCUACCAGAACGGAGGCGGGGCCUUCCUCAUCCCAUACAUCCUGAUGGCUGUCUUUGGGGGGGUGCCACUCUUCUACAUGGAGCUGGCAUUGGGGCAGUUCCACAGGACGGGGGCCAUCUCCAUAUGGAAGCACAUAUGUCCAAUUUUCAAAGGAAUUGGCUUUGCUAUCUGCGUCAUCGGCUUGUAUGUGUCCUUCUACUACAACACCAUCAUUGCCUGGGCCCUCUUCUACUUCUACUCGUCCUUCACCAGCACUCUGCCUUGGACCAACUGUGACAACGUGUGGAACACGAUCAACUGCACCAACUACUUUGGCAACAACAAUGUCACCUGGACCAACUUCUCCAGGUCGCCCGCUGAGGAGUUUUACACGAGGAACGUUCUGGAAAUCCACAAUUCUUCUGGGUUGCGCAAUGUCGGUGGGGUCCGCUGGCAGCUCCUGCUCUGCCUCUUUCUCAUCUUCACCAUCGUUUACUUCAGCCUCUGGAAGGGUGUUAAGACAUCAGGGAAGGUGGUGUGGGUGACGGCUACCCUCCCCUAUGUGGUGCUUCUCGUCCUGCUUAUUCGCGGCGCCACCCUCCCCGGAGCCUGGAGGGGUGUCGAGUUCUACCUGCGGCCCAAGUGGGAGAAGCUCCUGGAGACCAGCGUGUGGGUGGAUGCAGCGGCACAGAUCUUCUUCUCUCUGGGCCCUGGUUUUGGUGUGCUCCUAGCCCUCGCCAGCUACAACCCCUUCACCAACAACUGCUACCGCGACGCCAUCGUGACCAGCCUGGUGAACUGUCUGACCAGCUUCAUGUCUGGCUUUGUCAUCUUCACGGUGCUGGGCUACAUGGCCGAGAUGAGGAAGGUGGAUGUAGAAGAUGUCGCUAAGGAUAAAGGGCCCAGCUUGCUGUUCAUCACCUACCCAGAAGCCAUUGCCAACAUGAUGGGAUCCACAUUUUUUGCCAUCAUCUUCUUCGUGAUGAUGAUCACGCUGGGGUUGGACAGCACGUUUGGCGGACUGGAGGCCAUUAUCACUGCCGUGUUGGACGAGUACCCAGAGUACCUGUACCAGCGGAGGGAGCUGUUUGUACUGGGCCUGGUCACCGUGUGCUUUUUGGGCUCUCUCAGCACCCUUACCAAUGGCGGUGCGUAUGUGGUUAAACUCCUGGAGGAAUUUGGUGUCAGCUGCUCCAUUAUUGCUGUUGGGUUUCUGGAAGCCAUUGCAGUGUCCUGGUUUUACGGUAUCAAGAGAUUCAGCAAUGAUGUGAAAUCGAUGCUGGGCUACUCUCCUGGAAUAUUCUGGAAACUGUGCUGGGUGGCCAUCAGUCCAGCCUUUCUAGCGUAUAUCAUCGUCAGCUCCUUCCUGCACCAGCCCCCCCUUACUCUGUUUGAGUACGAGUACCCAGACUGGAGUAUCACUGUUGGUUACUUCAUCGGUAUCUCCUCUUUCAUGUGGAUCCCCAUGUACAUGGUGUACAAGCUGGUGUGGACGCCAGGCUCUCUGAAGCAGCGACUGGCUGUGUGUCUGCGGCCAGAGAGGACCGUGCCGGACCUCCAGACAGAAUCCCUCUCCAUGACUCCCAUCCCCUAAGCCUGGCAUCAAUGGGAAGGCCGAGCGGGAUGCACAUACACUCGCGAACGGGGAAGAAUGGCGACGCAAGUCCCCCUCAUCCACCCACUCCCAGUUCUGAGCCACAAUUAAAGGACAUAAUGGAAGGACUGCAUAUUUUGACUCUGCAAAGAAUAUUCUAAUAAUAUGCGUGGUGACUGAGUAGUCACUGCCUAGGUAUUUUUAAAGACAAAAAAUAUAAUUUAUGUAAAUUGUUUUAAGUAGGAAACACUGUGUGAGCAAAGCCAAAAACGACAUUUGUUGCUGUAGCUUGUGAAUCUUAUUACCUCUGCGUCUUGAUAUGAAAGAAGCUUACCUGUAAUUUAUGAUGAAGUUGUCUACUCCUUCUCUCAGAAAUGGUUCUGUAAGGCAGAAACUCAAUGCCAAAGCCCCCUUGGUUAAGAACCCCCCCCCCCCCUAGUGUUGCUAAUUCCAGCUGAGCCACACUGGAUGCCCUUGGAUAUCAACAGUCUUUUCUAAAUUAUGUUUUGGCAACCAAAAUAAUAUGUGCAAAAGGUUUGUAUUAUUAUCUGGGUAACGUUUCGUUCGAGCCUCUAUUGUAAAGAAAAUUCAUACUCGUUGUCGUAUAUAGCUGGAGAACAGGAGUAAAAUUAAGACCAAAGUGAUUUGACACGUUUGUCAUUGUAGAUGGACCGGCACUGUUGAAAGUCAUGCCCAAGUCUCUGCAUUUUUUCUGUUUUUAUGAAUAUUGGGAGCAAG